Platichthys flesus (European flounder) is the source of this 3126-nucleotide messenger RNA. It is a transcript of the gene nr1d2a, whose product is annotated as nuclear receptor subfamily 1, group D, member 2a. Bases 302 to 2107 code for a protein of 601 amino acids. NCBI's taxonomy places the organism in Eukaryota, Metazoa, Chordata, Actinopteri, Pleuronectiformes, Pleuronectidae. Gene Ontology annotation, biological process: cell differentiation; hormone-mediated signaling pathway; positive regulation of transcription by RNA polymerase II. The record is from RefSeq and is a predicted model, not a curated record. The transcript has 8 exons. Gene Ontology annotation, molecular function: nuclear receptor activity; RNA polymerase II cis-regulatory region sequence-specific DNA binding; zinc ion binding.
CUCGACUCAAAGCAGCACGCACACACACAGAGGCAGACACACACAGAGACAGACACACACUGGGAGGGGGAGUUCCUCGUCGACGUCCUGUUCUCGCUCAGAAGGUAAACGCUGCUGGAUGACGAGCAGCUCAGAGACUCACAUCUGGACCUGCAGCUCCUCUUCAGACUCCUGCUCCUGCUCCACACAGCUCCACUACUCCUCCUCCGCGUCCUCUGUACGCACCAGUAGCACCAGUGGAACCAUUGGAAACCAGUGACCCAGUCCAGAGACCAGUUUGAAACCAACCCGCCGGUCGGAGAUGCCUUCGGACGUCGGGACAGCGAAGCCUGGGGGCGUGAUUGCUUACAUCUCCUCUGGCUCCUCCUCCAGCCCGGAGUCCUUCCUGAGCACCAGCCCGAGCCGCGGCUACAUGUCCACGUCGCCGCCCCUGUCCCGCCCCUCGCUGCCCAGCAGGGCCGUGGGCAUGGUCGUGGAUAUCGCUCCGCCGGCCAAGGGCGGCCAGCUGCGCGGCCACGGCACGGAGAAGGCCGGGCGCUCCUCCGCGGCGGCCAAGAGCAGCAUCACCAAGAUCAACGGCAUGGUGCUGCUGUGCAAGGUGUGCGGCGACGUGGCCUCGGGCUUCCACUACGGCGUGCACGCCUGUGAGGGCUGCAAGGGCUUCUUCAGGAGAAGCAUCCAGCAGAACAUCCAGUACAAGAAGUGUCUGAAGAUGGAGAACUGCACCAUCAUGAGGAUCAACAGGAACCGCUGCCAGCAGUGUCGCUUCAAGAAGUGUCUGUCGGUCGGCAUGUCCAGAGAUGCUGUGCGAUUUGGUCGCAUCCCAAAGCGGGAGAAGCAGAGGAUGCUGCUGGAGAUGCAGAACGCCAUGAACAACAUGAUGAGCAACAACAGCCAGCUGCACAGCAUGCUGCACGGCCAGAGCCCCCCCCUGCCCAUGGAGGCCAGGACCAGCGACGCCAUCUCCCCGGUCCUCUCCUCCUCCUCCUCCUCCUCCUCCUCCUCCUCUAUCUCCUCCUCUGCUUCCGACUCCCCGUCGUGCUCCAACCCCUCGUCGCCGCAGUGCCCGCAGGACUCGGAGUCCGUGGCGUCCAUGGACACCAACUCCAGCUCCGCCUCCUCCUGCGCGUCGGACAGUGGCGAGGACGAGUCCCUGGUCACGACGAGCCGGCAGCACCAACACGCCUUAGAGUUCGGCCAGCAGAGGUCGCAGAGACAAGGUCAGGGGUCGGCCUCGGCGGAGACCAGGUGCGAGGGGCAGCAGGAGAACUGGAACACGUGGAACAACAACGCAGCGGUGGGAGGUUUCCAGCACAGCUCUUACAGUAACAGCCAACACGUCACCAACGCUGCUUUCAGGGACGACAGGGGAGUUUACCAGCAGCAGCUCAGCAGCGCCCCUAGCUGCCAACGCUCAGAAGACAGGCAGAGCCGGCUGGCAUUUCACACACAAAACACCUCAAGUGGUUACACAGGACCAAGCAGCUGCGUGGACAACAGAGCACAUCUGCUCUGUCCCAUGAACGCCUCCCCCUACGUGGACCCCCUCAAGCCGAGCCAGGAGGUCUGGGAGGAGUUCUCCCUGAGCUUCACCCCGGCCGUGCGGGAGGUGGUCGACUUCGCCAAGAAGAUCCCAGACUUCCGUGACCUUCCCGAGCGCGACCAGGUCAGCCUGCUGAAGGCGGGAACCUUCGAGGUGCUGAUGGUCCGAUUCGCCUCCCUGUUCAACGUGGUCGAGCGGACCGUGACCUUCCUGAGCGGGAAGCGCUACAGCCUGGACACGCUGCGCUCGCUGGGCGCCGGCGAGCUGCUCAACUCCAUGUGCGAGUUCAGCGAGAAGCUGGCGGCGCUGCGGCUCGACGCCGACGAGAUGAGUCUGUUCACCGCCGUGGUGCUCGUCUCCGCCGACCGCUCAGGGGUCCAGGACGUGAACGCUCUGGAGGUUCUGCAGGACAAACUGAUCCGGGCUCUUCGCAACCUGGUGAUUCAGAACCGCGGCGACGAGGCGUCCACCACGUUCACCAAGCUGCUGCUCAAGCUUCCCGAGCUGCGGUCACUCAACAACAUGCACUCAGAGGAGCUGCUCUCCUUCAAGGUGCACCCUUGAACUCUUCCGGAGGGGACGAACACCGUGUCCUCCACCUCCUCCACACACCUCCACCUCCACCAGGACCUGCCUCUCUCCACCCCCCCCCCCCCCACCCCCGCCGCUGCCCUCUGUACUCGACCAACCCAGUUGCGUGUUUGUUUCUAGAAUGUAUUGAAAAUUGUUUUAUAUUCUAUUUUUGUUAAGUCGACCACGUAGGGUCUGAAGAGAGAAGAGUCUAAACAAAACGUACUGUAUUUCGAGGAGCCAGCUCACGCUUGUUGCACACGCAAGUGCACGUGUGUCAGAGGUGCUUAGCUUCUACCUUCAAGUGACAGAGGAGAACUUCACUGGCUUUAACAACAGAUAGAAUAGAAGCUGAUUAGUCCAUAUGAGUGUUUGUUAGAGUUUAUGUUUCCUCCAAAAGCCAUUUAAUUCCAAAGUGUAUUCUCUGUUGAGCGGAUGAAUGUGAGAAACAGAACUCGUGUCCUGCAUGUUUGUUGGGUCCAGUGUAUUUUGACAGGAAAGAAAAGCUACCGGACGAUGUAUCGAAGAAUGUGUGACGAUCGCUGCUAAUGCAUGGCUGUACUUAAUGCAAGCAAUCCCCCCCCCCCCCCCCGGGUCUCAGAAAGCAUCAGUUCUUUGUUUCAGUGUGUGUGUAUAGUGUUGUCUGUUGUGUUCUUGCCUGGUGAUUGUCUGGGGGAGUCGAUGAUUUGCACAAACUCCUGGCGCAGCAAAACCCAAGUAACACAAACCACCAGAUAGUGUGACGCAGCAUCGUGUCGAGUUCCGUGGACAUUCAAUCACACAAAAGUGUUUUCAUUUUAUUUUGGGAUCAGACUUUGUGUGCUUUCAGCAUAGCACUGAAUUUGACACUUGUUUAUUUGUUCUUUUUGUUGUCAUCCAUUUUGUUGAAAUAUCUGUUUCUUCUACUGGCCACACUGCCACAUGUAAAUAUAUAUAUAAAUAUAUAUAUAUAAAUAUCUGAUGAACAUAGAAUAUAAAAAUGAUAUAGUAUGAAUAAAUUCAAGUGAGGAGUA